AUGCGCGAGGUCAAGCUGAAGCCAGACAGUGUCAGCUACAGUUCUGGGAUGAGCGCGUGCGAGAAGGGCCAGCAGUGGCAGCAGGCGCUAGCAAUGCUGAGCGAGAUGCGGUGGGUGAAGCUUGAGCCCAACGUCAUCAGCUACAGCGCUGGGAUCAGCGCUUGUGAGAAGAGCGGGCAGUGGCAGCAGGCUCUGGCAAUGCUCAGCGAGAUGUGUGAGGCGAAGUUGGAGCCUGACGUCACCAGCUACAGCGCCGGGAUCAGCGCGUGUGAGAAGGGUGAGCAGUGGUGGCACGCCUUGGCGAUUAUCAGAGAGAUGUGGGAAUUGAGAGUGCGUGCCGGCGUCACAAGCUACAAUGCUGGCAUCAGCGCUUGCGAGAAGGGCGAGCAGUGGCAACGGGCCCUAUCGCUGCUCCGCGAGAUGUCGGAGGCAAAACUGAAGCCUGACGUCAUCAGCUUCAGCGCUGGAAUGAGCGCCUGUGAGAAGGGCGAUCAGUGGCAGCUGGCCUUGUCGUUGCUGAGCGAGAUGUGGUCGGCGAGUGUUGAGCCCAACGUCAUCAGCUACAGCGCCAGCAUCAGCGCUUGCAAGACACGCGAUCAGUGGCAACGGGCCCUCUUGUUGUUGAGCGAGAUGUGUGAGGUGAAGUUAGUACCAAACGUCAUCUCUUUUCAGCUACAGCGCUGGGAUCACUGCGUGCGGAAAGGGCGACCAGUGGCAGCGGUCCCUGUGGUUGUUGAGCGAGAUGUGGGAGGUAACAUUGGAGCCCGACGUCAUCAGCUACAGCGCUGGGAUCACCGCGUGCGAUCAGAGCGGGCAGUGGCAACAGGCGCUGAGCAUGCUCACAACCAUGCGUUUGAGAAAAUUGCACGCCGGCGUCAUCCUCUACGGAAUCACAGCCAGCAUGUGCGAGCAAGUAGGGCAAUGGAGCCAAGUGCUGUCGUUGUUCACGGAGGUGCUUGA
This is a messenger RNA of Prorocentrum cordatum, 960 nucleotides long. The record is from the annotation of a GenBank genome assembly. NCBI's taxonomy places the organism in Eukaryota, Dinophyceae, Prorocentrales, Prorocentraceae.